Molecule: messenger RNA, 1365 nt
Organism: Camelina sativa (false flax)
Lineage: Eukaryota; Viridiplantae; Streptophyta; Magnoliopsida; Brassicales; Brassicaceae
Source: RefSeq, a predicted model, not a curated record
CAGAGUAAACAACAACCAAAAGAGUGAGCAGGGCUGAAAACAGCCAUGAUCCGGCUUGGGUCGAAAAAGAAGAGGUGUAACACUUCACCACCUUUGACAAGGUCUCAAACCUGCCCGUUGGAGAGGAUUCCUCUAGAAAUGAAAGAGGAGAUUCUCAUGAAAUUGAAGGCCAAAUGCAUCUCGAAGUUCAUCAGCAUUUCUAAAUCCUGGUCAUCGAUAGUCCGCAGCAAACGUUUCACCAACUUGUACCUGAAUCGAUCUAUGGCUCAACCACAUAUCCUUUUCUCAUUGACCGACCGUAGAGACAAUGAGAUGCAGCUCUUUUACUCUUGCUCUCAGGAGGAUCCAUCUUCUGAUCAUCAAACGGUCAGUUGUCCCCCUCUGAAUCACGAUAAGAGGUUUGAAUUUUCUCCACCUGUCCGUGGCUUGCUGUGCUGUCUGAAUGAUAAUGAUAGAGUGAUGAUUGGGAAUCCUACUACUUGUCAAUUUAUUACUUUGCCGAGAGUCCAAACUGAGAGGAAACUGAAUGACAUUUAUAAUGUCAACAUAUGCCACUUCUUUGGAUAUGAUCCUGUUAAUGGUGAAUUCAAAGUGUUGUGCAUGACGGUGUUACGUAAUAAACGAUCAAUCGGUGUUGUGUCACAGGACCAUCAAGUUUUCACUCUAGGAGCUACGAGAAAGGAAUGGAGAAAAAUUGAAUGUAUGUAUCCCCAUAAUAUUCAUCCUAGAGAUAAAGGUGUAUGUAGCAAUGGGGUUGUGUAUUAUCUAGCUUGGAUAGCCAAAGUUCGUUCUCUGAUGUGCUUUGAUGUUCGUUCUGAAAAGUUUAGUGUCAUUAAGUUACCCAAUAACGGGAAUGUCCAAUAUCUGUCGGAAUACGGCAAAAAGAUAGCUGUGACGGAUCUGAUAUUCGGCGGCACAUUUGACUUGUGGGUUCUUGAAGAUGCCAGCAUACCACAUUGGUCACCUGUUUCAAUCGUGAUUCCAUAUGAGUUUGGAUUUUUAAAAUUAAGGGGUAGACUUGGCACCGGCGAGCUUGUAUUUGCACCGUUCUUUGUCACAAACCCGUUCUUUAUACUAUGUUACGAUCUCAAGGAAAGCAAAGUUAGAAAAAUCCAGAUCGAAGGAAUUGGGACUCACUUUAAGCCUAUACAUGUCUAUCUGGAUCAUGUUAAGAGUCCUAUGUUUCUGGAACUGUAAGGUAAAUCAUCUGUUGAUGACUAGUUCUUUGUUGUUGUCUGCUGAACUAAUCUCUCUCUUUCUCUCUCUUUUUUCUUUCUUUUUCUUUUGAAUAAAGUUGUCGGAUAUUGUUUGUUUAAGACUAAUCCUUAUUGGAAUAUGCUCAACAAUGGUUCUGUAUCUUUUGAA